Messenger RNA from Ambispora leptoticha, 1368 nucleotides. NCBI's taxonomy places the organism in Eukaryota, Fungi, Glomeromycota, Glomeromycetes, Archaeosporales, Ambisporaceae. The record is from the annotation of a GenBank genome assembly.
AUGACGGUACGAAACAAGGACCCUGUAAAUUUGGAAUCAUUGAGUAUCCGUGGAAAUAAUAUUAGAUAUUAUAUUCUGCCUGAUUCACUACCGCUUGAUACACUGUUGAUCGAUGAUACCCCAAAGGCAAAAGCGAAGAAGAAAGAAGUUCGCCUUACUACUAAAUAUUCUAGCACCGUAAAACUUUUACCACGACUCCCAAAAAUUCAAAAUCUAGUGUUGCGUUCUUUCGUUACCUCUCGUAGUGGUGACAGCUGGUCUGACCUAUUGAUACAAGUUACCAAGAACUUUGACUUGUUGACGAAUGCACGAAACUGGGAAAAGACCAAACAAGAAAAAACAAACCUGGAAAAAGAGUUGCAGGCAGAAAUAGCUUGGAACGCUCGAGCUUCUGUUCUACAGAAACGCGUAGCACUUCUUGAUCAGGAUCUUGAAAGAUAUGACAAAUUCCAGAAGAAAAUAGUUGAAAUCAAGGAAUUAGCAGAAUUAGCUCACCAAGAAAAUGAUGAAGAAUUGAUGUGUGUUGUGCAGGAGGAUGGACAAAGAUUAAAUACGGAAUUGAACAGAUUCACCUUGAGAUCUUUUAUGUCCGAAGAUGCCGAUGAAAAUGGAUGUAUUAUUCAGAUAAAUCCUGGAGCUGGUGGCGAUGAAAGCUGUGAUUGGGCUGGUAUGCUCUCUAGAAUGUAUGAACGUUGGGGAGUAAAGAAUGGGUUUCAAGUUAAGAUAAUUGAUUAUGUCAGAGGAGAAGUGACCGGAUGUAAGUCUGUUUCAAUCCAAAUUGACGGUGAAUACGCGUACGGAUGGUGUAAAAAGGAAUCAGGAAUUCAUCGUCUAGUUAGAAUCUCUCCUUUUGAUGCACAGCGUCGAAGACACACCUCUUUUGCCUCUGUCAAGGUGUUCCCUGUUGUUGAUGAGAACGAUCCGGACUCAAGUUCAGUCAAUAUUCCUUCUGGUGAUCUGAAGAUUGAUGUGUAUCGUGCUAGCGGGGCUGGAGGACAACAUGUGAAUGUAACCGAAAGUGCGGUACGAAUAACGCAUAUACCAACAGGAAUAGUCGUGCAGUGUCAAAACGAAAGAUCGCAGCAUUCCAACAAGGCCUCAGCUAUGCUGAUGCUCCGCGCGAGGUUAUUCGAACGAGCAUUAAGAGAAAAGAAUGAGAUAAAAGAAGAGCUCUAUUCUUCUCUUCCUGAGAACGCGUGGGGGUCGCAGAUUCGAUCAUAUGUAUUGCAUCCAUACCAGCUAAUUAAGGAUCUAAGAACUGGACACGAAACUUCGCAGACUGAAUCUGUUUUGGAACAGGGGCAUCUGAAUGAAUUUUUAGAAGCUAGCUUGAUUCAUUUUCAUAAAAUAUCACGUAAAGAUAUCUAG